Messenger RNA from Spirodela intermedia, 1669 nucleotides. NCBI's taxonomy places the organism in Eukaryota, Viridiplantae, Streptophyta, Magnoliopsida, Alismatales, Araceae. The record is from the annotation of a GenBank genome assembly.
AUGGCGGCUUCAAAGGAGGAGAACGGCGCUUCGAUGGGCGAGCCCAUGAAAGAUUUCGCGGUCAGCCCAAACCCAAAGGAGCGCAACGAGGACCACCGACAGGAGUCUGCAUUUGAGACGCCGCAGCGUUCUCCACUCUCCCGCACCGCAGACGAAAUCCAGAAGAGCGUCUUCUCCACCCCGAAGAGCUUCGGGUCGUUUAACAUGGAGGAAUUACUCUCCAACAUAUGGAAUCGUGAAGAAGGGAACAUCACAGCGAGCGAUCCCGGAGACGGAGACCCAGACUUCAACGAACAUCAUCCCAAGGCCGACGGCCAGCCUGCCGCGGAGCCGAAGGUGACUGCCAUUGGUGGCCGGUCAACAUCAACAGCCAUACACGGGAAAAGCUCGGCCCCCGUCACGGCAGCCCUCGGUCGGAAGACGGUGGAUGAGGUGUGGUCGACUAUCCACGAGGGACAUGAGCAGCAUCGGGAGGAUUGUUCGCAGCAGCAACAGGAUCUGAGUUCUGACAACUCCGCCCGCGAGCCGACACUUCGGUCGAUGGCCCUAGAAGAUUCCCUGGCCAAGGCAAGAGCAGCGCGGGAAGGGAGCAACUUCCUUCUUUUCACUCAGCAUAACCUCGGCCAGUCCCAACUCUCAGAGCGUCUGCAUGAGAGCCACCACCUGGACGGGAUUCCCGGCAUCCACUUGACGGAAGCGAUGCCAGAGUCCGCCCCAGCGGCGAGUCUGGCCCGUCAUGACCACCAACUCCUCCAUGCCACUACCGUCGUCGGCGCCCACCGCAACACGGCGCCGCUUUUUAGCGUUGGAUCGUCGGUCAUCCCCAUUUCCUCGGACGGCUUUGGUGGAGGUUGGGGGGUCGGCUGGAGCAAUUUGGGCGGCCAGUGGACGACAAAUGUAAUCGGGGGUUCCAGCAGCCGCGGAGGCGGAGACGGGGCGGCUGGUGCCCCUAGCGGCAGCGCGGUGGGGAAGAAGCGGAAACAGGCCAGCACGCUGGAGCUUUUAAUAGAGCGCCGGCAGAAGCGGCUGAUCAAGAACCGCGAUUCGGCCGCCCGGUCGCGCGCCCGGAAGCAGGUACGUUCCCUUAAGAGUCCUCCGCGGGCUCGCCGUUCAGCCGUUACUCGGCCAUUUUAUCUCUUGACGGUGCUACUUAAACAGGAAAAGAAAAAUGUAAAUGGAGUAGGAAAAAUAUCAAAUACGCGGAUGAAAAAAAACCAGCUGUAGUAUCUGACAUGAAUCAACUCCUUCUGUGGCGACAUGAAACUCAGGCCUACAUCGUGGAGCUGGAGGCGGAGCUGAAUCAGCUCAAAGAAGAGAACGCCCGACUUGUAGGUGAAGAGGUAGAUGAGUCAAGAGCUCGAGUUGAAAUGUAAGCCAAUGCACGCACCUUCUGCCUCGUCGCUGCUAACCGGAGUAGCUCCCUUUUCCUUUGACAGCUGCGGCUCUCGGCACAGAGGCGCCAGAUGUUGGUACGUCUUCUUCUUUUCUUUUCGUCCCUUUCGCUGUUGCAUCGCGCUGUUUCUUCGACCGGCGGCUCGUUCCAGAGAUGCUGUCCAAUACCAGCUUCGAUGCCAUACUACAGCUCUUGGAGUCCAUAACGAAGCGGUCUCAGAUACAUCUUCAGAGGAAAACCAAUGACCCGAGGAAGUGCAGCAGCUGCCGUUGGUGA